AAGAUGGCCCACUGGCCGGCCCCUGAGCCUGGGUAGGUGAGGUCAGGGACGCGGCCUGAAGGGGCCCAGUGCCCGAUUUCUAUGGGGAGUGAUACCAGCCAUUGUUGCUGGGCCUCGAGUCCCAAGUCCGUCUGGGCCGGGAAGUCUGUGGUGUGAGGAGAUGCCGGCUGCCCCCAACCUGGGCUCGGGGCCCAGGAGCCUCUGUCCAGGACUUUCUCUGUCCCUAAUCUGGAAAAGAGGGGGACUGUCCUCACAUCCCACCCUGAAGGGAGGGUCCACGUGAUACCAUAGCCUCCCUUUAGCUGCUCAGAGUUUGGGGACUCUAUGGGGGAAGUGGAUAGGGAGGGGGCCCAAGAGCUCUGCCCAAGGCCCAGUUAGUAGCAGGAAUUUCCACCGGACCCACCCCCUCCCCGCAGCAGGUCACAGGCCAGAUGCACACUGGGGGCUUACUUGGGCCCGAGGGAGCAGCCCGAAGGCCCCCGCCGUCCCGAGUGUCACAUCCUAGUCAGUGCCCUGAAGCAGGCCACAGUGCCCAGCCCGCUCUCCUCGUGUGUGCACAGCAUGGCCCUGACGAGCAGCCUCCUUAGGAGCCCCCGCAUCAUGCCAGGCCCUCUACAAGCUCCCCUCCACCCCCCGGGCUUGGCCUCGGGAAGUAUGGGGCGGGCGUGGCCUGGGGUGGGCCCCAGAGGAAGGAGCCGCCUGACUCAGAGUUACAGGAAGAAGUGAUGCAGGCCGGGCAGGCGGGGCGAGAACCACCAGCUGCCCGCCUGCCUGGGAUGGGGGAGGCUGCCUGGGUGGGGUUUGGGUCUAGGAGAGGAUGUGACUGCAAAGCCAGGAAGCUACAGGGAAAGUUCUGAUUAAAACACACACACACACAAACAAAAGACAGGUCCUCGUGGUGCUUGGCGAUGUGUCCUGGGGCUGUGGUGCCGCGGACCGGGCUGGGGGCCCAGCUGAGCAGAGAGUUUGCUCCCAAACACUCGUCAAUGACCUCGAUGACCGACAUUUCCCCCCAGGAGGAAAGAGCCGGAACCAGCCUCUGACCCGUCCUGGCGCCCUGACUGACCGGCCGCAAAGACAGAGAGUGAGUCUUGCCCACCCCCUGGGGGACCAGUCUGCUCAGCCAAGGAGCCCCGUGGAACCGGGGGGUGGCACCAGUGCCCAGCCUGCCUCGAGGAGGCCCCGGCCAGACCAUGGCAGGUGUCUGUGACAGGGCCCCUGACUUCCUCUCCCCGACUGGAAACCAGGCCCUGGGGCCCGCCCUUGGCAGUGUAGUGGCUCUGAACUGCACAGCCUGGGUGGUUUCUGGGCCCCACUGUCCCCUGCCCUCCGUCCAGUGGCUGAAAGACAGGCUGCCGCUGGGCAAUGGGAGCCACUACAGCCUCCAUGAAGACUCCUGGGUCAAGGACAACCUAUCAGAGGUGCUUGUGUCCAGUGUUCUGGGGGUCAACCUGACCCAUGCUGAGGACUAUGGGACCUUUACCUGCGCCAUCCGGAAUGUCAGCUCCUCCCCCUUCACUCUUUGGAGAGCUGCUCUGUCCCCAGGCCCAGCAGGCCACGUGGCUGCGGUGCUGGCCUCACUCCUGGUCCUGCUGGCCCUGCUCCUGGCCGCCCUGCUCUACGUGAAGUGUCGACUCAAUGUGCUGCUCUGGUACCAAGACGCCUACGGGGAGGUGGAGGUGAACGACGGGAAGCUCUACGAUGCCUACGUCUCCUACAGCGACAGCCCCGAGGACCGGAAAUUCGUGAACUUCAUCCUGAAGCCGCAGCUCGAGCGGCGUCGGGGCUACAAGCUCUUCCUGGACGACCGCGACCUCCUGCCGCGCGCGGAGCCUUCCGCGGACCUCCUGGUGAACCUGAGCCGCUGCCGGCGCCUCAUCGUGGUGCUGUCGGAAGCCUUCCUGGGCAGGGCCUGGUGCAGCCACAGCUUCCGGGAGGGCCUGUGCCGGCUGCUGGAGCUCACGCGCAGACCCAUCUUCAUCACCUUCGAGGGCCAAAGGCGCGACCCCAUGCACCCCGCGCUCCACCUGCUGCGCCAGCACCGCCACCUGGUUACUCUCCUGCUCUGGAGGCCCGGCUCCGUGGCUCCUUCUUCAGAUUUUUGGAAAGAGCUACAGCUGGCGCUCCCGCGAAAGGUGCGGUACAGAGCAACGGAGGGAGACCCCCAGACCCGGCUGCAGGAUGACAAGGACCCCAUGCUUAUUGUACAAGGCCACCUCCCAGCGGGUCGGACCCUGCACCUGGAGCUGGACCCUGACCCGGAGGGGGACUUGGGUGUCCGAGGGCCUAUCUUUGGGGAGCCAUUAGCUCCACCGCAUGCAAGUGGGGUUUCGCUUGGAGAGGGCCGGGGCAGCGAGGUGGACGUCUCGGACCUUGGCUCCCGCAACUACAGCGCCCGCACAGACUUCUACUGCCUGGUGUCUGAGGAGGAUGUGUAGCCCCCGCCGGCCGGAACAGCAAGAUCUCAAGGACAGCUGGGUGCGGGGUGGGUGGGGUUUCUCUCCUCUUAGCAGGACCACCAGCCCUGAGACACUCAGGGAAGGGGAGCUGCUCCACUGUGCCUCCAGACAAUAAAGUCCUUUUAGAUCCUG
Messenger RNA from Canis lupus familiaris (dog), 2591 nucleotides. RefSeq names its product single Ig and TIR domain containing (gene SIGIRR). The transcript is spliced from 10 exons. Bases 1194 to 2438 code for a protein of 414 amino acids. The record is from RefSeq and is a predicted model, not a curated record. Gene Ontology annotation, biological process: signal transduction. Lineage: Eukaryota; Metazoa; Chordata; Mammalia; Carnivora; Canidae.